AUGGGCGCGGUGACCCUGCAGUUAGCGCCGGGAAACCCCACGCUGCAGCAGCGACAGGGAGAGAAGCAUCGAUCUGCCACCAAGUUAACACACGAGCAGAUUGCAGAGUAUAAAGGAGUUUUCGAGAUGUUCGAUGAGGAGGGGAAUGGAGACGUGACGACGAAGGAGCUGGAGAGACUGAUACGUUUAAUGAGGAUCAAUCCCACGAAUAGGGAGCUGUGUCAGCCGGCCAAAGACGUGGACAAGGAUGGUAAACAGAUUUUUAACUGUGACAGCUUCUUGGGUCUGAUGGCACUCAUACACCAAAGAACCAAGAACCAGGACGCUGAACUCAGAGCUGCUUUUAAAGUGUUUGAUAAAUAUGCUAAGGGAUAUAUUGACUGGAGCACACUCAAGUAUGUACUGACGAACGCAGGGGAACCACUUAAUGAAAUCGAAGCAGAGCAGAUGAUGAAGGAAGCUGAUAAAGAUGGAGAGGGAGCCAUUGAUUAUGAAGAAUUUGUGGCCAUGAUGACCGGGGACCUGUUUAAAAUGAGCUGA
Molecule: messenger RNA, 540 nt
Organism: Pleuronectes platessa (European plaice)
Lineage: Eukaryota; Metazoa; Chordata; Actinopteri; Pleuronectiformes; Pleuronectidae
Product: calglandulin
Exons: 6
Coding region: 1-540 (179 amino acids)
Cellular component (GO): myosin II complex
Molecular function (GO): calcium ion binding
Source: RefSeq, a predicted model, not a curated record